This is a messenger RNA of Tetranychus urticae (two-spotted spider mite), 2961 nucleotides long. Its product is annotated as ABC transporter G family member 23-like. NCBI's taxonomy places the organism in Eukaryota, Metazoa, Arthropoda, Arachnida, Trombidiformes, Tetranychidae. The record is from RefSeq and is a predicted model, not a curated record. Gene Ontology annotation, cellular component: membrane. Gene Ontology annotation, molecular function: ATP hydrolysis activity; ABC-type transporter activity; ATP binding.
UUCAUCAUUUGCUUCCCGUUAACGUCUUGUUUACCUGUGAUCAUUGAUGGAUAACCUUGAUUGCUGCGAUCCAAUGAAUCUCAAUUCAAAACAAUAAAAAGAAUAAUUAACACAGAAAAAAGCUGAUUAAGGAUUGACAGGUUAAUAAUAAUGGACUCUUGUCAAUUCAUGUGUUACUAGAAAUUUUCAGAACAGAUUUACAUUUCAAUAUUGAUUACUUUAAAUUUGCUUCAACUUGAUGUUGUAUUACUCGGAAUUAACUGUUCAAAGGUUAGCCUUUUAAGUGACCAUCAAAAUGUCCACUGAUCAAUCAAGUGUUGUAAACAACAACAACGGUGAAGAUGUUUUGAAUUGUGUUGAAUUUGCUGCAAUAAAAGCCAAUUCAUUGAAGUUGGAUUUAACUUCAUUUGGUGAAUCUAAUCAAGUCUUUAAAUGUUUACAAUUGACUGUUCCAAGUGGAUCAAUAUUUGGACUUAUCGGUCCUUCAGGAUGCGGCAAGACAACCUUUUUCCGAACCAUUUUGGGUCGCUAUAAAAUUACCUCGGGAAGCCUUCAAGUUCUCGGUGUUAACCUGACUAAACACGGGUUACAUCAAUUUGGACCCGAGAUUGGUUACAUGCCACAAGAUAUUGCACUUGAUCAAGACUUGACUGUCCAAGAAACACUCUACUUUUACGGUUCAUUAAAUAAGCUUACAGCGAAAGUGAUCUCACAUCGGUCUCACCAGUUAACUGCCAUUUUGGGCUUUGACAACUUUUCACGGUUGGUAAGUCAUCUUUCAAUUGGACAACAACGCCGUCUUUCCCUGGCCUGUGCUCUUCUCCAUCAACCCAAAUUGGCUCUUCUGGAUGAACCCACAGUCGGCUCGGAUCCAUUGUUGGUCAACAAAAUUUGGGAUUAUUUGAAAAGUGCUCAAAGAGAAUGGAAAAUGACUGUUGUCGUCUCGACUCAUUACCUUGAAGAGGUUAGGCGAGCUGAUCAGUUUGCUUUUCUCGCUCAAGGUUUUGUCCUAUUCGAAGACAGUCCCCACCAAUUUAUCGUUAAAUCGGGUUCUUUCAACUUGGAGGCUGCCAUUUCAUGCAGAUACAAGAAAGAAAUGGACAACAAAAUGAAAGUAUUAACCUGUCAACCAGUUUUACCAGAAGAGAAGUCGAUUAAACCAGUAAACCUAAAAAUUAAAUGUAACCAAACAUUUUUCCAUGUUUACAUUUGGCUUUUAUGGCGCUACUAUCAUCGAUGGAUGAAACACAUGGUCUAUCGAUUGAUUGGAGUUGGUCUGGUUCAUGCAAUGAUAAUAACCUUUUGUGGUUUACUUUACGGUCAUUUCCCAAAAGAUUUGUCCAUUGGUAUAGUUAACCGUGACAAUGGUUCGUUUGCAAUUAGAUACAUUGAUUUAUUGCGAGAAAACCCAAACCAUUGGUCCUUUCCAUUGUAUCAAGAUGAAAGGUCAGCUCAUCAUGACAUCGAAGUAGGAAAAUUGCAGGGUUACCUUACGAUUGGACCAGCCUUUACAAACAACUUCAAUCAACUGGCCUCGCUGGGUUUAAGUGAAUACAUUGAUGAGACACUUUUACAUAGCGGUCUCAUCACAUUGACUCAAGAUACAGUGAAUCGACUUAAGGCUGAUUCAGUUGAGCUGACAACUUACAUUUUCCUUCACAAUUUGAUCAAAGAAUCAGUGUCAUCUGAAUUUUCCGAUGCAUCUUCAUAUUCAUCAGACGAUUACCUCAAUAGACUUCAAUAUGUAAAGAUGGAACCAUUAUUUCAAACAAAUGGUAGAUUACAUGAUCUUGCACCGACAAACAUUGUCAUUGUCAAAUUUUUCUUUCAACUUGUUGAAACUGUUACCGUUGGUAUGAUUGUGCUUUGGGUAACUCGAGAGUUUCAUGAGCCAACAGUUGAAAGGCUGUUUGCUUCAGGUGUAACUCGACUUGAACUAGCUUGUGCUUUGGUAACAAUCACAGUUUUAUUUUUAUCACCCAUUCUAUUCAUGUCAUGUGUAAUCCUUACUUGGACUACUGGAUUCCCUGUCAGUGGAGCUUGGCUUUUUGUUGCCUUAGUCGUUCCAGCCAUAAUCAUUGCUGGCUGUACAAAAGCCAUUUGGAUUGGAUCCAUGAUACCGUCAAGUACUUUUGCAAUUCUCGUCACUACUUCUUAUGGAUUCAUUGGCAUAUUUAUUGGCUCCAUUUUCUGGCCUCUAGAAAGCUUACCUUACUUUAUGAUUCCAUUGAGAAACAUUUAUCCAUACACGGAAUCUGGCUUAUCUGCUGUUAGAGCCAUGAUUUAUGGUGAUGCUUUGUUAACACCUCAAGUUUAUUCUGGUGUCUUGUAUGCUUGGGCACAAGCCUUUAUAACCACUUUAUUUAUCGUUUCGUGGUUUUCAUUUUCGAAGCAUGUUCAUUCCUAGUCUAUAAGUACUUAUCUUUUUUCAUUUCAAUGUUUCCUUCUCUUUCUAUCGAAAAGAAGAUCAACAAAAUCAAUAAAAAUUAAUAAAAUGCGUUCACAGUCAUAUUAAGUCGAUUAUUGUGAUAUAAAAUAAAAUUUAGAAGGUUUAUUGGUUUUUCAGAACUACUAAUACAUGCUAAUAAUGAUAAUAUGAUCAUUCUUUGCUAAUUAACAAUUCAAUGCAAUUUGUUAGCUUUCCAUUAGCACGAUGUCCAUGAUUUUUGGGCUGUAAAUGGACAAGCAACAACUUGUUCAACAAAACAAACUCAUCUCAACCCAUUUCUUGGUAAAUAAACCAAUUUUCUGGUUUACCUUACAAAUGUAAUACAAAAAGUACUGUUAAAGCUCGAACAUUUAAUGUUAAGAGUUGAGACUUGGUGGAUUUGUAGAUACAAAGAAACAGAAUCCAUUUGUGCUAAUAAAAUAUUUCUCAGAUCGUCAGUUUUUGAGAAAAUCGAGUCCAAAGUUGAAACUUCGAUCGCUUUUUGUACCUUUUUGAAAGCAUAUUUUAACAUU